Messenger RNA from Ogataea angusta, 1707 nucleotides. RefSeq lists its product as uncharacterized. Bases 1 to 1707 code for a protein of 568 amino acids. The transcript has a single exon. Gene Ontology annotation, molecular function: Hsp90 protein binding. NCBI's taxonomy places the organism in Eukaryota, Fungi, Ascomycota, Pichiomycetes, Pichiales, Pichiaceae. The record is from RefSeq and is a predicted model, not a curated record.
AUGUCUGCCGAAGAAUACAAAACACAGGGAAACGCCGCUUUUUCUGCCAAGGAUUACGACAAGGCCAUUGAGUACUUUACCAAGGCGAUCGAGGUGUCGUCUACUCCUAAUCACGUUCUCUACUCGAACAGAUCUGCCUGCUAUGCGUCGUUGAAGAAAUACGAGGAGGCUCUUAAAGACGCCCAAGAGUGUGUUAAAAUCAACCCUUCAUGGGCUAAAGGGUACAGCCGUGUUGCUGCAGCAGAGUUCGGGCUUGAGAGACUCGACGACGCCAAGAAGUCGUACGAAAAGGCCUUAGAGCUUGAUCCAAGCAAUGCAAUGGCAAAAAGCGGUCUCGAGGCCGUUUCCGACGCCCAGCAGGCACGGAGCGACCCAACCAUGGGAAUGCGCAAGAUAUUCUCUGAUCCAGGCCUGAUCGAGAAACUCAAGACUAAUCCAAAGACCGCCGAGCUAAUGAAAGACCCAUCUCUCGUGGAAAAGGUGAAAAAACUGCAGACCAACCCUGCUGGCCUGAGCACCGAGAUGUUCACCGACCAGAGACUGAUGACGGUUUUGGCAACCAUUUUGGGAAUUGACCUCGGCGCAGCUCCUCCAGACCCUACCCAAGCGUCGUCGGACAACGACGUUGAGAUGAAGGACGCGGAGCCAGCAAAACCAGCAGAGCCAGCCAAAAAGAGCGAGCCAGAGCCAAAGGCGGAGGAGCCCGUGGACGACUCGAAGGCCCAGGCCGACAAGUACAAAGCAGAGGCCAACACGCUGUACAAGCAGAAAAAGUUCGACGAAGCAAUCGAGCUGUAUAAUAAGGCAUGGGAAACCCACAAGGACAUCACCUACCUGAACAACCGUGCCGCUGCAGAAUACGAAAAGGGCGAUUACGAUACAGCUAUACAGACCUGUCUGAAGGCCGUGGACGAGGGAAGAGACAUGCGUGCCGACUACAAGCUGGUUGCCAAGUCGUUUGCGAGAAUCGGAAACUCGUACUUGAAGAAAGACGACCUCAAGAAAGCCUGUGAGUACUUUGAGAAGUCGCUGACCGAGCACAGAACGCCAGAAGUCCUGAACAAGCUGAGAAGCACCGAGAAGGAGGUUAAGAAGAGAGAGGCCGAGGCGUACAUCGACAAGGAUCUAGCCGAGAAGGCCAGAGUGGAAGGAAAAGAGUACUUCAGUGCCGGCGACUGGCCGAACGCCGUGAAAGCGUACACAGAGAUGAUCAAGAGAGACCCGUCCGACGUGAGAGGCUACUCGAACAGAGCUGCUGCUCUGGCCAAGCUCAUGUCGUUCCCAGACGCCAUCCGAGACUGCGAGACGGCCAUCAAGCUGGAUCCAGGCUUCAUCAGAGCGUACAUCCGCAAGGCCAACGCCGAGCUGGCCAUCAAGGAGUACAGAAAGUGUCUUGACACACUGACUGCUGCCAGAGAGGCAGAGGUGAAGAACAAGUCGACGGCCAACCUGAACGAGAUCGACUCGCUUUACCAAAAGGCCAUGGCGCAGAGGUUCGCUCCGUUGGAGGGAGAGACGUACGAGGAGACCAUGGCGCGGAUCCAGAAAGAUCCCGAGGUCGUCCAGAUUCUGAGCGACCCGGUGAUGCAGACGAUUCUGCAGCAGGCCCAGAACAACCCGGCCGCCUUGCAGGAGCACAUGAAGAACCCAGACGUCAGCCGCAAGAUCAUGACACUGAUGGCUGCCGGAAUCAUCAGAACUCGUUAA